Molecule: messenger RNA, 627 nt
Organism: Aspergillus clavatus NRRL 1
Lineage: Eukaryota; Fungi; Ascomycota; Eurotiomycetes; Eurotiales; Aspergillaceae
Product: putative RAS small monomeric GTPase (Rsr1)
Exons: 7
Coding region: 1-627 (208 amino acids)
Biological process (GO): signal transduction
Cellular component (GO): plasma membrane
Molecular function (GO): GTPase activity; GDP binding; GTP binding
Source: RefSeq, a predicted model, not a curated record
AUGCGGCCACAACGGGAAUAUCACAUUGUGGUUCUGGGUGCUGGAGGUGUGGGGAAAAGCUGUCUCGCUGCUCAAUUCGUCCAGAAUGUGUGGAUCGAAAGCUAUGACCCUACGAUUGAAGAUUCCUAUCGGAAGCAGAUCGAGGUCGAUGGUCGACAAUGUAUUCUGGAAAUACUUGAUACUGCAGGAACCGAGCAAUUUAGUAAAGAGCUUUAUAUGAAACAAGGCCAAGGUUUUCUGCUCGUGUUUUCCAUCACCAGCAAUUCCUCCUUGAACGAGUUAUCCGAGUUACGGGAACAGAUCAUUCGAAUCAAAGAUGACGAGAAAGUGCCCAUUGUCAUUGUGGGAAACAAGUCCGAUCUGGAAGAAGAUCGCGCUGUUCCACGCGCGCGCGCCUUCGCCCUUUCCCAGAGCUGGGGCAACGCUCCCUACUAUGAGACUUCAGCGCGCAGACGAGCGAAUGUUAACGAAGUCUUCAUUGACCUUUGUCGGCAGAUCAUCAGGAAAGAUAUGCAAGGAAGUUCAUCUAGCGGCUCCGACAACUCGACACGAAAGCGGGACGGCGCUGGUCGUCAGGACAAGAAGAAGGAUAAGAAACGACGGAAGGGUCCUUGUGUCAUUCUAUAG